UUUAAAUUAUUUUUGAGCAAUCAUGGAAUUAAAGCUACUUGCAUUGGGUUUUUUGCACUUGGCUAUAGCUAUGCCGGCUAUAACACUCCAUGAUUUGGAAAUGGUCGAUGACACGAUGUCAAUUGGGUCAUAUGUCCGGGAAACCAGGGCUGCACCACCUGAAAAUUUUCACAAAACUUACCAAAGCGAAGGUGACGGAGAGAUCGGAUAUUCCAGAAAGAAGACUGGCGGUGGCAAAAAAGGUUACCAACAUUUCGACUCCUACCACAAAAAGGCCGGAGACAACUAUGAGCUUGAAACACAAGACUCGUUUGGACUAGAUGACGAAGGUCACGAUGGAGCCCACAGUCAUCCUCAAGAGAAAAGAGAAAGAUAUCGUGAAGAGGAACCAGAAGCUGAAGAAGAAGAAGUAGAAAAAGUUGAAAAGUCAGCGAAUGAUCACGAAGAACUAAGAGAGGGCCCUCAGGAUGGUAAUGGUGGAGUGGAAGCUGUAGGUCAUGAUCCUGCUGACUACGUUCUUCCAGAAAAGUACACCUAUGGUACUGGGGAUGAAUAUAAUUUCUAAAUUAAAUAAAAAGUGUAUCUAAU
Messenger RNA from Vanessa atalanta (red admiral), 588 nucleotides. RefSeq lists its product as uncharacterized. Bases 23 to 565 code for a protein of 180 amino acids. The transcript has 4 exons. Lineage: Eukaryota; Metazoa; Arthropoda; Insecta; Lepidoptera; Nymphalidae. The record is from RefSeq and is a predicted model, not a curated record.